Molecule: messenger RNA, 1164 nt
Organism: Striga hermonthica
Lineage: Eukaryota; Viridiplantae; Streptophyta; Magnoliopsida; Lamiales; Orobanchaceae
Source: the annotation of a GenBank genome assembly
AUGGAAACCAAAUCCGAACCAAAUCCACAAUCACUCUCAAAUUCACCUCAAUCCAAGUUCCUCAAAACCCCAUCAGCCGAGCCCACCGCCCCCAAUUUCCCCGACGACAUCAUCGCCGAGAUCUUAUCAAGACUCCCCGUCAAAUCCCUCGUCAGAUUCAAAUGCGUCUCCAAAUCAUGGCGCGCCCUGAUCUCCGGCGACCAAUUCGUCCGGGCCCACCUCCGAAUCUCGAAGGACAGCCCUAAUUUCACCGGCCAAAAAAUCAUCGCAACCAUUUUGCUGCCGUCCGGCGGCCUGAAGCAGGUCGAUCUGCGGACAUUGCUACAUGGGCCCCACGCCGAUGCGACCGAAUCCAGGUUCCCGAUGAAGAAUCCCGGAAAUUCAGUUCGGAUCGUCGGCUGCUGUGACGGGCUCGUUUGCCUCGCCGUCGACGGUAAGCAGUUCUCCCUCUGGAACCCUUGCACCGGAAAUUACAAAAAACUACCCGAGGUGGAUGAUGAUAACAUGAACUGUUUGUUUAUUUCCAAGUAUGGGUUCGGAUUUGACUAUGGUAGUUGCGAUUACAAGGUAUUGGGGAUUAUGACUGGGUUCUCUGGCCCGAAUAGAUAUCAAAUUAUGGCCAAAGUUUACAACUUGAAAGCCGAUUCUUGGAAAAAAGUUGAGAUCUUUAAUGACGGGCUCCCGACCGAUGAUGCCGCGAAAUUUGUCGGUGGGAAGCUGCAUUGGGGGAAGAAAGUUGGGCUCAAUUGGGAAAUUGUUUCGUUCGAUUUAGCAACCGAGACUUUGGGGAAAGUUGAGCCGCCGUCGGGUUUCGAGGGCUUCUUUUCCGCAUCGUUGGGGAUUCUUGGCGGGUGCCUUUGCGUGCUUCGUGAUUUUCGCGAAAUGAAUUUGGAUGUUUGGGUUUUGCAGCAUUAUGGAGUUGGAGAUUCUUGGGUUAAAAUGGCGAGUAUUCAUUAUGAUAUUAUCUGUUGUGUUCUUAGGAAAGGUCCAUAUCCGGAGCCCUUGUGCAUGGGGCCCACGGGCGAGGUCUUGUUGGUUUGUGGUUCGAGUUUUGUGAUUUGGGAUCCAAGCGGAGGUAGACUUAGGUGUCCGAAGACAAUGAAAUUCGGUGCUUUUGUUGAGGCGGAUGUUUAUACUGAGAGUUUAGUCUCGUUCGGUAAUUAG